Molecule: messenger RNA, 1488 nt
Organism: Phialemonium atrogriseum
Lineage: Eukaryota; Fungi; Ascomycota; Sordariomycetes; Cephalothecales; Cephalothecaceae
Exons: 3
Coding region: 1-1488 (495 amino acids)
Cellular component (GO): mitochondrion
Source: RefSeq, a predicted model, not a curated record
AUGGCCUCGCCAGCCUGGGUGGAGGGUGCCGAGGUUGUUUGGGAACGGGCAGAUGAAGACUUUGAGAGGGUGAACAAAAGAUUGAAAGGGUCCAGAGAGUUGGCCACCGUUUUUGCGAUUGGAGACAGGUCCUUGACCUUCAAGCGGACAUUCUCCAGGAGGCGUGAUGCGACCAGCAUCAGAGAACAUGGCUGUCGCCAGGCCCAGAGGGAAAAUUCAGGCGUCAUGUCCACGACGCUACUCCCUUUACUGUAUCAGACCAGGACUCUCCAGCGCCUUCCACGAGCCAUUUUCCGGCCUCUCACCCUCCGAAGCCUGUCCCAUACUGCUCCGCCGCGAUCCCGUAAGCCAGCUCGACAGAACCGGACGGGACCCGAUGCCAUCCCGUUCGAGCUGCCCGCCGAUGUAGAACUCACGGAGGAAGAGUCGGGGGAGCCUCCAGAGCCCGAGGAUGGGCGGUCGACGAUCACGCCAACCGAGCGCGACGCCUUCGAUCGCAUCUUCCAAGAGAUCGCAUCCCGGGGAAACGGCAGACAAUCCGACCCGGCCUUCGACUCAAGUACGAGGCGUCGCCAUAGAGGCGCUCAUCCCGCAAAUAUCAUAAUCCAGGAAGCGGCGAGGGACCAUGCGGGCUCGCUGGACCAGAACUUCACGGCGACCGACCGCGCUGAAGCCCUGCUCCGAUUCCCACCCAGCCUUCGAAGAGCAGCAAAAUUAGCUCUGGGGUUCAAUGAACCACUCGGACAGCAUGGACAUGGAGGUGUAGGAGCUGGUUUGGAAGGGGGAGGCGAAAAGGUGACCGAGCGAAGAGAAGGCGAUGGCAUCACCCUGGAGUCACAGUUCAGUCACGACAACGAGCUGCGGCGCCAAGAACAGAGUCGCGUAGAACAGAAGAUGAGCGAGGCGAAGACAGACUUUGAGCUAUGGGACAUACUGGAAGCGGAAGUUUUCUCCAUGGUGGACAAGCUCGGAAUCGGCGAGGGCCAGCAACCGUCGAAAGGGAAGUCCAAGAAACAUCGCCGCAAGAAGAACGUUGGUUCCGAAGACAGCUGCGAGCUCAGCAUGGAUGUACACGGGCCUCUAUACCCGUCUCUUCUGCACCACGCCCUCCGACUCUUCGACCAGGGCUUCGCCAAGUCCUCGCCCCUCGCGCUCUCGAUGCUCCCACGCAUCAAGCAGCUCGGCCUCGCCAGCUACGUCCUCGGGGUACCCACGUCGUUCUACAACUCCCUCAUGAGCAUCCUCUGGUACCGCUACAACAACGUCCCCGCCGUCCUCGGCCUUUGGGACGAGAUGCACCACGCGGGCCUGUCCUACGACGAGCACUCCCGCCGCAUCCUCGUCAGCGCACAGGAGAGCCUGCAGCCAUAUGCCGACGGCGACAAGGGCCCGUUCGUCGGCGAGAUCUUGACUGCGGCCGAGUUUGGGCCUGCCGUCCAGUCGCGGAUUCGGAACUGCCGGAUGCGAGACGGCGUAGCUGUGGGAUAG